UUUCCGCUUCCGCCGUUCUGUGGCGUCUCUGCAUUUCCGGCGGCGGCGGCGGCGGCGGGUUGUGAGUGAGCAGAAUGGGUCAAAGCCAAAGUGGUGGACAUGGCCCUGGAGGUGGCAAGAAGGAUGACAAAGACAAGAAAAAGAAAUAUGAGCCUCCAGUUCCAACCCGAGUUGGAAAAAAGAAGAAGAAAACAAAGGGACCAGAUGCUGCUAGCAAACUUCCCUUGGUAACCCCUCACACCCAGUGCAGACUCAAACUGUUGAAGUUGGAAAGAAUUAAAGAUUACCUUUUGAUGGAAGAGGAAUUCAUCAGGAAUCAGGAACAGAUGAAGCCUUUGGAAGAAAAGCAAGAGGAAGAACGAUCAAAGGUGGAUGAUCUGAGGGGGACACCAAUGUCUGUGGGAACACUGGAGGAGAUAAUUGAUGAUAAUCAUGCCAUUGUAUCCACAUCUGUGGGAUCAGAGCACUAUGUCAGCAUUCUCUCCUUUGUGGACAAGGACUUGCUAGAGCCAGGCUGUUCAGUUUUGCUUAAUCAUAAGGUCCAUGCUGUGAUAGGAGUCCUGAUGGAUGACACAGACCCAUUAGUAACGGUGAUGAAGGUAGAGAAAGCCCCACAAGAGACAUAUGCAGAUAUUGGGGGCUUAGAUAACCAGAUUCAAGAAAUCAAGGAAUCUGUGGAGUUACCUUUAACCCAUCCUGAAUAUUAUGAAGAAAUGGGUAUAAAGCCACCUAAAGGAGUAAUUCUGUAUGGACCACCGGGCACAGGUAAAACAUUAUUGGCAAAAGCAGUGGCAAAUCAGACCUCUGCCACCUUCCUAAGAGUGGUAGGUUCUGAACUUAUACAGAAGUACCUGGGUGAUGGUCCAAAACUUGUCCGAGAACUGUUUCGAGUGGCUGAGGAGCAUGCCCCAUCAAUAGUUUUCAUCGAUGAAAUUGAUGCCAUUGGUACCAAAAGGUAUGACUCUAAUUCAGGUGGUGAAAGGGAAAUCCAACGAACAAUGCUGGAGUUGCUGAACCAAUUAGAUGGAUUUGAUUCACGCGGAGAUGUCAAAGUGAUUAUGGCCACUAACAGAAUAGAAACAUUGGACCCAGCCUUAAUCAGGCCAGGACGUAUUGAUAGGAAGAUUGAAUUCCCUCUCCCGGAUGAAAAAACCAAGAAGCGUAUUUUUCAGAUUCAUACCAGCAGAAUGACUUUGGCAGAUGAUGUGACUCUGGAUGAACUGAUAAUGGCGAAAGAUGAUCUGUCUGGUGCAGAUAUUAAGGCAAUUUGCACAGAAGCUGGGUUGAUGGCUCUGCGGGAACGGAGAAUGAAAGUAACAAAUGAAGACUUCAAAAAAUCUAAAGAAAAUGUUCUCUACAAGAAACAAGAAGGCACCCCAGAGGGCCUCUAUCUUUAACUUUCUUUUUCUCCCUGGGGUGAGGAAAAUUACUGGAACCUUCUUUCAGAAUACAGAAAAAAGCAUGACAGAUUAAGGCAUUGGUGGGGAGAAAGAAGAGCUUUUGCCAUUUGAACAUGAAGUGAAUUCUUCUGUAUUGUAAUUUCAUUCAUUGUAAAACACUUUGUCAUUAAAAAAAAUGGUUUCCAAGUGAAA
This is a messenger RNA of Sceloporus undulatus (fence lizard), 1592 nucleotides long. It is a transcript of the gene PSMC1, whose product is annotated as proteasome 26S subunit, ATPase 1. The record is from RefSeq and is a predicted model, not a curated record. Gene Ontology annotation, cellular component: proteasome regulatory particle, base subcomplex. Lineage: Eukaryota; Metazoa; Chordata; Lepidosauria; Squamata; Phrynosomatidae. The coding region runs from base 75 to 1397 and encodes 440 amino acids. Gene Ontology annotation, biological process: proteasome-mediated ubiquitin-dependent protein catabolic process. Gene Ontology annotation, molecular function: proteasome-activating activity; ATP binding; ATP hydrolysis activity. The transcript has 11 exons.